Molecule: messenger RNA, 1272 nt
Organism: Saprolegnia diclina VS20
Lineage: Eukaryota; Oomycota; Saprolegniomycetes; Saprolegniales; Saprolegniaceae
Exons: 9
Coding region: 65-934 (289 amino acids)
Biological process (GO): fatty acid metabolic process
Molecular function (GO): fatty-acyl-CoA binding
Source: RefSeq, a predicted model, not a curated record
UGUAAGAGGUUUAUUUGUUGACGUAACAGGUCGCGAGGCCGGGCCGCGUCUGCCAGGUAGAGAUAUGCUGCUGUCGCCGUUCCAGCCAAAGCGGUCGCUGACGUCCGUCGUCAAGAUGCGCCAGUCGCUCGAGUCGGACUUCUCGUCCGCCGUCCUCUUCCUCCAGACGUACCAAGGGCCGCAUGGCAUUCUCAAGAAUGCUGCGUCGCCCGUUCGCAUCGCCUUGGACGCGCUCUUCCAGCAAGCGACGAUCGGCGCGUGCACGACCGAGGCGCCGACCGACACGCUGGAGCUGGCGGCGUGGGAAAAGUGGCAGGCGCUUGGCGACCUCAGCAAGGAGCAGGCCAUGCAGCAGUACAUCAAGACGCUCGACGACCUCGUGGACAAUUGGCGCCGGAGCCCGAGCUUGCGUCGCGCGACGUCGGAAGUGGCGCCCGCGACGCCGCCGCCGCUCAUGGACCGGCUCCCGGCCUUUGCGCAGGAGCUCGAUGCGAUCAAGACCAAGCUCCAGACGCAGGUGGUCGACCACGAGGCGCUGGCUGACGCUGUCAACACGCUCACGCACGACACGAAUGCUCAUUUCUCCCGCGAGCUGCGGCAGCUGGACCUUGUCCGAACGCACACCACCGAGGCGCUCAAGGCGAGCGAAGCCCAAGUGCACGAACACAAGUUGGAGCUCGCGCUUUUGCGUGAGAAGCACUACCAGCUCCAGGCGAUUGUCGAGCGCUCAGUGGUCUUUCGCGCCGAAGAACUUGUGCUGCAGACGUGGACGAGCGCGACGCAGUGGCUCCAGCUGCGCUACGUGCGCAUGCUCCUCGUGUCGCUCUUCUUGACCUUUGUGUGGCGCAAGCUGCUGCACCGUCGCCUCCCGCGCUUCAUCGCGGAUACGCUCAUCGCCAUCAUCUCCAACUUGUCUGGGAAGGACGGCGAGUAAGCCAUACGAGCUCUCACCUUUGCCCACGAUGAAUAACCAAGUACACAUACAUCGUAUGCAGCUCUGGUCGUUGCUGGCUGUUCUUCCCACCGUGCAGCUCGGCGUCAACUUGGUCUUCUUCCGUCCUGCAUAUUCGACAGCACAGCAUCCACGAACAACGACGCCAAAAAAAAGAACGCGGAGGAACCAAGUUGAAGUGAUGGCCACGAUCGCACGUCCAGUCGUGCCACGGUCAAGAUACUGCGGCACUCGACGCCGCUGCGGGUCUGAGAAGCAUGCGCCAUCCACACGACGACCUCCAGCGUUCGCUCGUAUCUUGGCUACCCCAUCCCUCCAAG